This is a messenger RNA of Topomyia yanbarensis, 3905 nucleotides long. RefSeq names its product molybdenum cofactor sulfurase 1-like. Gene Ontology annotation, biological process: Mo-molybdopterin cofactor biosynthetic process. Lineage: Eukaryota; Metazoa; Arthropoda; Insecta; Diptera; Culicidae. The record is from RefSeq and is a predicted model, not a curated record. The transcript is spliced from 3 exons. Gene Ontology annotation, molecular function: pyridoxal phosphate binding; molybdenum ion binding; molybdenum cofactor sulfurtransferase activity. The coding region runs from base 54 to 2342 and encodes 762 amino acids.
GUGAUUCUAAGUUGAACGACGUGUCAACGCGCGUACGGUUCAUCAUCAAGCAAAUGGAUUUCAUUCAGGAGUAUAGUCCUGACGAAGCGGUCCGCAUCGAUGGGGAGUUUAGUCGUUUAGCAGGCAAACACUACAUGGACCACGCCGGAGCAACCCUGUACGCCGAAUCACAAAUCCGAUCGAUCCAAAACCAACUAACGAGCAACCUGUUCUGCAACCCGCACACCAGUCACCUUACCGGUGACCUAAUAGAUAGCGUUCGACACCGCGUACUCCAAUUCUUCAAUACACGUUCCUCCGAAUAUACGCUGAUCUUCACUUCCGGUGCAACGGCCAGCCUUCGGAUGGUUGCAGAAUGCUUCACUUUUCGCCCGGAGAACGCACCCGAAGGAGACGAUGGGGUGUUCGUGUAUUUACGGGACAAUCAUACCUCCGUGCUGGGUAUGCGCGCAAUCGUAGCAACGGAUCGGAUCGAACCUAUGGAGCGAGUGGACUUUCUGCGGCACACGAAACUAUCCGCCAUGUCUAGCCAACGGAAACCGUCGUUGUUUGUGUUUCCAGCUCAGAACAACUUCAACGCUGCCAAGUAUCCGCUGGAGUUGAUCGAGGAAAUACAACGGAAUGGCUUGAGAGGGUAUGAUGAUGAGAAGUUUUACGUCUGUUUGGAUGCCGCGAGUUACGUUUCGACGAAUUUCUUAGAUUUGAAUCGUUAUCGGCCGGAUUUUGUAUGUUUAUCAUUUUAUAAAAUAUUCGGAUACCCGACAGGUCUGGGAGCACUGCUGAUUCGAAACGGUUCCGAAACAGUUUUGAACAAGAAGUACUACGGUGGAGGAACAAUCAAGAUUCUACUUAGUGGACAGAACUUGCACAUGAAGCACGACUCGGUAGAGCAGCGAUUUGAAGACGGAACACAACCGUUCCUAUCGAUCAUCGCUUUGCUGGAGGGUAUCAACACCAUCGAGCGCCUAAUUCCGGCAGUCGACGGACAACGGUCAAUGGAACGCGUAUCCAAACAUGUAUUCAAUUUGGCGAAGUAUUGCUAUCGGAAGUUAGGCUCGCUGAAACACGCCAACGGGUUGAAAGCGAUUCGGUUUUACAUGGAUUCCGAGUUCAGUUCCGGGCAGCAUCAGGGUGGGAUCGUUAAUUUUAAUGUAUUGCGAGAAGAUGGAAGCUACGUUGGAUUCGCCGAGUUUGCGCAGGUAGCUGAAAGGGCCGGAAUCUACGUACGGACUGGAUGCUUUUGUAACGCGGGGACAUGCCAGAGACAGUUGGGUCUGUCGGAUGAAGAUGUGUUGAUGUUCUUUCGGAUGGGGAAAAUUUGCGGCGAUGAUACGGAUAUGAUCGAAGGGAUGCCUACGGGUACGGUGCGCGUUUCGUUCGGGUACAUGAACAGUUCGAAGGAUGUUGACGUAUUAGCGGAGAUGAUUGCCAAAAGUUUCAUCAGAAGAUCCUCGAUUCAUUCGAAUAGCGGCAUUAAUCAAUCCGGAAAUCCGAUCCUUGAAUCCAUCUACAUAUAUCCGAUCCGUUCAUGUGGAGCGUUUCGCGUUCCGCACAGUUGGCCACUUUGUGGCAAAGGACUCCGGUUCGAUCGCGAGUUUACGAUCGUAGAUAGUUGCAAUAUUCCACUUUCUGGUACCAAACACUCAGAGAUGGCUUCAAUCGUACCAAAGAUUGGAAAUAAUGUUCUACUGUUGACACAUUCAUCGCAAAGUGAUUUUAUUCUUAACCUAAACGAAAUAGAAGGACCACUUGUACAAUUGAAUGGAUCAGCUGCGGUAGAUUGCGGUGAUCUGGUGGCAUCGUGGAUCAGUCGAACACUUCGAACAUCCCGUCUUCGUCUGCUGAAACAAACGACAGUCGGAAACAGUCAACAAAAAUUACUGAUGAUCAAUCGAAAUGUGUUGAGGUGCCUUGGCGAUGAAUUAAAUGAGAUCCGGCUAGUUGAGCACUUGCGGGGAAACCUGGUUAUCGACGUCCCCGCUCAGUUCGACAUGCAAGCUUGGAAGGAACUAACGAUCGGUAACGAGCGAUUUCAGAUCAUCGGUAUGUGUACAAGGUGCCCAAUGAUCCACGUCAACCAGGCCGAUUCGUUGAAGGCGAUCGCCAGUGUUUUCACUAAGAAAAUUCCACUUGGGAUUUAUUUAAUUUAUAUGGAAAGUGAGAAUUCCACGGCAAACCAGUUGAAAUGUGGCGCUGAACUAGAAGUGGCCACCCGUAGAGACAUCAUCAGCAAGUCAAUGGUCAUUACGGAGUCCACCACCAGAUAUGACUUCCGGGGGGUGUCAGCAUUAGGUGCAUCAAAGUAUAGUUCAAACGGUAUCUACCGGUCCAGCAUGAAGUGAAUAAACAUACUUCACGGGGUCUAUCUGGGGCGUGCUUGGUUUUAUAAGCUCCGCAACACAAAGAUGAAACAAAUCCCUACAUUUUCCUGUGCUCGAUGAGCGAAAUUUUACGAUUAGUCAACAACAGCAUACCGGUGCAGCCGAAGCAUGCACCUCAUUUUACCUACAUAUUAUGCAUUCAAACACAUUGCGAAACGGCGCAAUUAUUUUCCGGUUGCGCCGCGGCGUCGCCGACUGCGACGGCGAUACCACCACGAGAAAGUUGCGCAUAGCUCUGUGAUAAGACCCGGCUCGAACGGACCGGGCUUCUCGCAUCGCUGAGAGCGUGGCGCGGCACACACACACAAACCGUUUAUUCCAACGAUUCGCAAUUGGCCCCGCUAAAUUGUUGUGGGUAUACGGUAUUCGCGUACCCGGUAUGCCAACAACAAUCCCAGCAUCAGACAUACCGACACUUUCAUGAAUGAAGCCGUUGGGGAGGCGUGAGUUGUGAUUCUUCAUUUGCGAUGUGGGCCUUUGUUAUUAGUUGUUCUAAACGUGGCGUAUUCGGUUGGCUUGAUCCAACGAAUCGGAAGAAGCAUUUUAGAUUUGAUUUAUAAGGUAGAUCACAUUUUUUUUGGUUCAAAGGCUUAUCUAUUCUAGCUUUGUUUUAACAGUCGAUAUUAACUACAAAGUACAAUGUCCAAUGUAUUGGCCAUUCUCAGUUAUAAUAAAUCCUUAUUAUAAUUAUAUCUGUGUGAAUCGGAUUCAUUUUCUUAAAAUCAAUUCAAAAGAAUUAACUUUGAAGUGAGAGGCUGAGAGCAAGAGUAAAAACGGUAUACGUUUUAUUAAGAGCAAAACCGUUUUAAGUACCAGUAAGAGUAGAAAUGAAUUACCAAUAACUUUGGAUUAUAAAGAUAUACUGCUUUUGCACUGAGAGGAUAAAUAUUCCAUUUUUAUCCUAAGAAUGGUUACAGAAAUGAUUUAUCACAAAUAAGUGAAAACCAUCAUCAAUAUGGGUGUCAUUUGAAAAGGGGUAGUCAAUAAACAUCGGAAAUUAAUGCUUAACGCCGUUUGAGAAACCCAAAAUGACGACUUCCGGUUAAACAGGUGCACCACCGCCACCGGUAAUCUUAAAUAAGCCGUUUUUUUCUCGCGCAGAUUAUUUAUGAACGAAAAUUCCCAAUAUGCUUGCUUUUACUAAAACAAGACAAACUACUACGAUAUCAGUUCACUGAGUUUCCGGUUACUAACUUUUCUUCUGUUGAAGACUUCGCACGGGAAAACUUGUUCCCAGAUUCGUGAAUAAAAUGCCAUGAAUUCUGAUUGGUUUUUACGAAACGAAAGCAGGACCGUGAAGAGAAAUUAUUUGAAACGAAAAGCCCAUAAUACCCCCAUGCUCAUGGGGGUUGACAUGGGUGUUUCAAAUGGGUUCAACCCAUGGAAACACCAGCACCAUGGUCUGGUAGACCCCGUAUGCCGAGUAAAAAACAGCGUUUAUUGGAAAAUUCGGGUAAGAAAAUCGAGUUAAUCCGAAAAUCCGCGUAAAAAACCGCGUUAAUUAGAAAAUCUUCGUUAAAAACC